Messenger RNA from Lathyrus oleraceus (garden pea), 1020 nucleotides. Its product is annotated as SWR1 complex subunit 6. The record is from RefSeq and is a predicted model, not a curated record. Bases 185 to 706 code for a protein of 173 amino acids. The transcript has 3 exons. NCBI's taxonomy places the organism in Eukaryota, Viridiplantae, Streptophyta, Magnoliopsida, Fabales, Fabaceae. Gene Ontology annotation, biological process: chromatin remodeling.
GAGUAGAUAUAACAAUUCUGGUUAAAUUAAUUUUAUUAAUAAUAAAAAAAAAAAUCCACUACACUGAAGAAAGAAGAGAAUACAGAUCGCUGAUAUUGAAGUUGUUUCCGAUCAUCGUCACCAUCAUAUCUGUUUCUGAAAUCACCAAACUGUGUUUGAUUUUACGAAACCCUAAAAAGUAAAAAUGGAAGAAGACGGUUCCAACUCAAACCGCCGCAUGUCAAGCCGAACACGAAAAGUCGCCUCCAAAAUGGUCGCCGCACUUGCUAGCUCCGACAACCGCACCCAAGCGGCUCUCGCUCGAUUGGAUGCUUUGGAGAAUGAUAAUGCCGGAUUUGAAGUUCCAGAUCCCAAUAUUGACGAUGAUGACGCUUCUCUAGACGACGAUGAUCAAGGGUUUAUGCAGAGAAAACAAUCUAAAGGCACCAAGAGAAAAACAAGACAAGCAAAAGCACUUGAAGCUAGGAAGGCUCCAAGAACGUUUCUUGAGCUCUUACAUGAUGCAAACUUAGAAUCACUGCCUCCACAUGUUCCAUCCUAUUGGAAAGCAGCUGUUGGACCUCCAAGCUCGACCGCGCGGCGUCAUUUUUGUACUGUAUGUGGUUUCUCUGCCAAUUACACUUGUGUUAGAUGUGGUAUGCGCUUUUGUUCAAAUCGGUGUCAAAAUGUGCAUAAUGAUACUAGAUGCUUGAAAUUUGUUGCUUAAUACAUUUUGGCUGAUGAUCAGUUUUUGAUAUAUGCUUGCUGUAUUAAGUUGUCAAAUGUCAUUUUUCACCAACAAUGUGUACAGAGCAAGCUGUUUAGUGAAUUGACUUUGCCAUUUUUUCCCCUUUUGAGAUUAGUGUUUUAGUUGCCGACCUGGUUCAAGCAGAAAACUGUAUAUUGUACUAAACCUAUUGGAUCUUGAUGUUCUAGGUAACCAUGUUAAAUAUGUUCUAAGUUGCUGUGGUUUACUAAUGAUGUUGGCUAUAAGAUCAUCUUUAUCUUGCUAUAAGACUUGUUCUGUUUUUACUUUGCUUA